UUCAAUUCUCAAUUUUUCUUUUUUUUUAUUUGUUUGUGAAAGAUCCUGUUAGUAAUUUCGGUUUAUGUCAAUUUUGGCGCUCUCUGUGGACAAAACAGUACAUCUUAUUUCACUGCUGAUUUUUUCCUGUACAUGUAUAAAAAUUGUUUUUAACAAAAAAUCUCAUGCUACUUUCUUCAAACAGUCAAACGUAUCACUGAUUGUGAAUAUUUUCCAUGGAAAUUCCUUUGCAGCGAGCUGUAAAUCACCUGGUACACCUACCCCGCUGCAAUAGUUACAGGCGUUCAAAAGACCAAGUAUAGAAACAAUCAGAGUUGUUUUCUUUUGUAGGUCAUAUAAGGACAUCCGUUUUCAUUUCAGUCUGUUUCAUGACGUAGACAGCAAUACGGGAAUAUGGGAUCACUUUUAUCUUAAUUACCCCCCAGCCUCUUCCGCCUGGUCCCAACCGGAAACACAAGGCAGACAGCCGCCAGACAAACAUGGCCAUGUUAUCGUAGCAGCAGGUUCAAAGAUCUACAUCCAUGGGGGCAUGGCCGGGGACAAAUUCCACAAUGACGUGUUCUCUCUCGAUACAAAGAUCAUGAAGUGGGAGAAGGUGCAAGUCAAAGGAGAUAUCCCACCAGGAGUAGCAGCCCACUCAGCUGUGGCUUUGGGAAAGAACAUCUAUAUCUUUGGGGGAAUGACAGCAGAAGGAGCGACCAACUCCAUGUAUAGAUUCAACACUGACAAAAGCAGAUGGGUCCUUAUGAAGUUUGAAGGGGAUAUGCCCCCCAACCGCCUGGACCACUCCAUGUGUUUAUUGCCCUGGACGGUGCAUGCUGAGGGGAAUGGAGAUAAGGAGCAGGCCGACUGCCCAACAGCCUCAGAGACAAUACAUUUGGCCUUUGUAUUUGGAGGGAUGGAUACCCAGGGUGUCAUUCAUAAUGACUGUGUUGUGACUGUGGUUUCAUGAUGAUGUAAUACUCACUAAAGUUUAAAGAAAUUGUUUUUAAGAACUCUUCUGUCUUGAUUAAAUCAACAAACCCAAGAUACAUUUUUUAAUUCUAUGAAUACUGAAAUGGCGGGUUUCCAAGUUUGGAGCUCUUGAGAAUUCAUCUUAGUGCUACAAAAGGCUGAAAUAUUGAUUGUGACCAGGUACACUAUGAAAUGACAGACACCAGAUUUGGAUUUUUUUAUCAAACAUUUAUUUCAAUGUCUUUCCAGAAGUACAACGACCAGAUUCAAUAAAUAACUUUUAGCCUUGACUGUGGACAUAAUGAGUCCUUGAUCCCACAGACUUCCAACUCAAAUGACCCACUAACACCUGCCCCAACCCACCCACUAAGUCCCUCCCCACAACAUCACCCCAACAGGACUGCCUGAGAACAGCAGCAGCAAGCCUCAUAUCCAGGCUGACGAAUAUCUCCGCCUUCCAGCGAAGAGAACACCUCUCACACACUGAAACUUGUUUGUUUUUUUUAAAGUCUUUCAGAGGAUUUAGUAGGGUUGCUUGUUAUGGCCACCCCUUCCCAACCGUUCCUCUCACGAUUUGAGUCUCAUCAGUUCAUUAUGUACAUCUAAGUGCCACUAACAGAGAGGCAAGGGGCGACAAAACAGUUGAUGGCAAACUUGCCUACAACUCAUCCUUCUCGUCUUGCUCGGCUUCUGCGCCCUCUGGUGGUGGUCCUCCUGCACUGCCGUAAAGCUUGCUGAUAAUUGGUUGUACCACUUCCUCAAGCUCCUUCUUCUUAGCCUGGAAGUCUUCCAGCUCAGCCUCCUGGUGUGACUCCAUCCACUCAAUCUUCUCCUCUACUGCCUUCUCAAUGAUUUCUUUGUCCUCAUCC
This is a messenger RNA of Labrus bergylta (ballan wrasse), 1823 nucleotides long. The record is from RefSeq and is a predicted model, not a curated record. Lineage: Eukaryota; Metazoa; Chordata; Actinopteri; Labriformes; Labridae.